AGCCCGCCUCACCCUUUCGCCGAGGGUCCCCCAGGCAGAGGGGGGUUCCCUGCAGCCGGCUGUCUGUUCUCCCCGCCUCCCUGCGCCCUCACCCUCCGCCCCGGCGGCGCCCCGGGAGCUCGCGGUCCGGCGCAGCCUCUUUUGGCAUCGAGGCCUCCAGGUGUCCAGCACCAAGGCGGAGCCGGGCUACAGCCGCCUCCCCGGCGCCACGGACAAGACCCCGGGGAGUUGGGGGCCCCAGCGCUGCGGCUCUGGCGUCCCCAGCUUCCCCGGGCUCUCCGCGCUCCUCCCUCUCGACGCGCCGGGCGCGAAGCCUGCGACGCGCGAGCAGAGCGCAGCGCGCCGAGCCGAGUGGCGCACGCUGGGCAGUGGCCCGGGCCGCCCGGAUCGCAGCCAGAGCCCUCCUCGAGCCCGCCGGCCUGUGGACGCCCGGACCAUGGCUGCCGAGGAGCCUGGCCUCCGUGCCCGGCUCUGGGCGGCGGCGCUGCUCCUGCUCGGUCUGCCGCGCCCCUCUGUGCGGGCGGAUGGGAAGCUCUUUGUGCUGGAGUCUCAGAAUGGCUCUCAGGGCCUAGAACUGGAGGCGGCUCGGCUUUCUUGUGAGAACAGGGGUGCUCACCUGGUGUCUGCGGACGAGCUGCAGAGGGUGGUCCAGGAUUGUACCUUCGCGGUGUGCACCACGGGCUGGCUGGCGGAUGGCACCCUCGGGACAACCGUGUGUAGCAAGGGGAGUGGUGAACAGCAAAUCUUGAGGGCUGUUGAUGUGAGAAUUGAGAGCAACCCAGUUCCUGGUGGCACAUACAAUGCCCUUUGUAUUAAGGAUGAAGAGAAGCCGUGUGGAGACCCGCCUUCGUUCCCACACACCAUCCUGCAGGGACGCACCGGCUUGGAGAUGGGGGAUGAGCUGCUGUAUGUGUGUGCCCCGGGCCACGUCACGGGCCAUCGCGAAACUGCCUUCACCUUGCUUUGCAACAGCUGUGGGGAGUGGUACGGCCAGGUGCAGGCCUGCGGGAAAGAUGAGGCUGAGGCACAUAUCGACUAUGAAGAUAAUUUCCCUGAUGACAGAUCCGUGUCAUUCAGAGAGCUCAUGGAGGAUUCCCGGACAGAGGCAGAGGAGGACAGGGGUCAGGGAGAGGCCUCUGAGGAAGCUCCAAAACAGCACCAUCUGGUAUCCAUUUCUGUGAGAAGAGGAAACAUAGCCCAAGAUACAGCCUUUGUGCCAUCUACAGGCUUGCCCGGUGCUGGGAGCAGUGUCCCCACAGACCUGCCAGGAUCCCAACUAAACCAGAAGUACUUGUUCUGGUUUCCUGCUGAGACCCUCCACAAGCCUGAAUUGGGAAAGGAGAUGGAUGAUGACACCAAAAAGCAGUUUCCUGCUGGAGAAAACUACAGUGGCAUAACAUUGGCUCCAGGUGAACCUGAACCCAAGGUGAUCUAUAGCAGCACUGAUGGUCCCUCAGUGCCAUAUGUGGGCAUAAAUGACAGCAAGGCAGGGGACCCAAUGGUGAGCAGCAGCGAUGGGUCCUGGUUAGAUGGCUACCCUGUGACUGAUGGGGCUUGGAGGAAGAUAGAAGCAGAAGAGGCAGAAGAGGAGGAAGAUGGGGACAAGGGGGAUGGGUCAGUAGGACUGGAAGAAAGUAUUCUAGUUACUCCCAGUCAGCCCAUUCUUGUGGAGGUUAAGAAGCCCAGUAGUACCACCCCCAUACCAAGUGAGGACAUGACCCAUAGUUCAGUUCUUCCAUCUCAGACACUAGAUGUAGAAGCUUUAGCUCUCAGACCGAUGAAUGUGUCUGAAACUGAGGGUCCCAGCAAGGGGGAUGGUGACUUGACCACUAAGUACCAGUCAACUAUUCCUUGGAGAUUUGCCACAGAGAAGUCUCCCAUAGUCACCCUACCUUAUGAACUCACCAGCUCUACCCUGGAGACAGUAACAAUUGCUGUCCAGAAGAUGCCUAACCACAUUCCCUCAACUAUCAUGGCGGCCACCCAGACUCCAACGGAAACCACUGCUCCUGAGGUCCAGGAUAGCUUCCCAUACCUGCUGUCUGAGGACUUCUUGGGACAGGAAGGCCCUGGCCCAGGUGCAACUGAGGAGCUUCUUCCAACCUUGGAGCCGUGUGUAGGGGACAAGUGUCCCAGCCUCAGCAGAGGCCCCAUCAUUGCCACCGUCGUCACUGUCCUGUGCCUGUUGCUGCUCCUGGCAGGUGUAGGAGCAGUGUGGGGCUACCGCAAGUGCCAGCACAAGAGCUCUGUAUACAAGCUGAACGUUGGCCAGCGGCAGGCUCGGCACUACCACCAGCAGAUUGAGAUGGAGAAAGUCUAGCCACCUUUGGAGCGGGCUCUCCUAAAGCCGCUUGGGAGGAAAAUAAACUGUGACACAUCACAUUGAUAAACACUGAUAAUUCACUAGAGCAUGAAACAGGUGGGGUAGGGCUCAUCUUUUUUUCUCAGGUCUUUGUUUUCUAGGCUGAGAAGUGUCUCUGGAGGCACCUGGCAGGGCAGGAAGGCUUUGGUGGCAUCAUUACACAUGUUAAUAUCUCCUCAACCAUCUGCCCUGGAAUGUAUUGCACUAAUCCCAGACCUGGGGUUGGCCCUUAAUUCCAACAUCAGGUCAAAACUCACCUCUUGCUUCAUCAUACUAUUGUCUUCUUUUCCUUUUUUAAGACAAAAAAUUACUGACUCCAUGACCUGAAAUUUUUGAAAUAGGCUUGAUAAACGGAGCAUUUGAGACCAGUGUUAUUUAGGAUACAGAUAUUUAAUUGUUGGGAGUGGGAUAUAGUAGAAUAAUGGGUUAUUUCCUUUUAAUGUUGUGAUGUUGUUAAGGGCAAAUGAGCUAAGAACCAGGACGUAGUCUAGAAGCUUUGAGAUUUCUGUUUAAUUGUUUGUUGAAAUUGGAGAGCAUUUAAGACUGACAUUUUGUUGGAGGGAAAGGGAGGAGGGGCAGACACACAUCCACCUCUGUUCCCUCCGUUCUGUGGGAUAGCCCAUCAUUUUUUUAAAAACAAGGUUAGCUUUGUACUGGUAAGUACCGUUUCCUCACGGAAGCAGUGGCCUAGUUGUCCUUGACCAAGUCUGUGCCUAGGAAUGUCUUAGAAUUUUUGCCAGGACUAACAAAACUCAGUCUUUGGUUUCCUCUCUCAGGAUUAACCAUUUCUCUGAACUCUAGUAAGAGGGAAUGACAUGGGAGGAAAAAAAUGUUUUAAGAGGGCCAAGGACUAGGGUAUCUAUGGGUACCUACUUGAUACAGAAGAAGCAGAUUAAUUAAAAAGGAAUAUGAAACCUGUGCCGAUCUAUUCUUUACUCUAUUUUGGCAAUUGUGAGCUCUAUGGAAACAGCAUGAGUCCAGAAUGGACUGAUCCUGGCUACUGAGCAACCCUUUCAUGGUAUCUAGAUCAUCUCAAAGUGGCUCAGCAAAGAUUGUUUACAACAAUGGUUCUCAAAGUGUGGUCCUCAGACCAGUGGCUUCACCAUCACCUGGGAACUUGCUGGAGCUGCAAAUUCUCUGGUUCCACCCCAGUCUUACGAAGCUUAAACCCUGGGAGGGGGGUCCAGCUAUCCGUGUUUUAACGAGCCCUCCAGGUGUUUCUGAUGC
Molecule: messenger RNA, 3589 nt
Organism: Ceratotherium simum simum (southern white rhinoceros)
Lineage: Eukaryota; Metazoa; Chordata; Mammalia; Perissodactyla; Rhinocerotidae
Gene: SUSD5
Product: sushi domain containing 5
Biological process (GO): cell adhesion; Notch signaling pathway
Molecular function (GO): hyaluronic acid binding
Source: RefSeq, a predicted model, not a curated record